Sinocyclocheilus anshuiensis is the source of this 1058-nucleotide messenger RNA. Its product is annotated as 5'-AMP-activated protein kinase subunit gamma-2-like. The record is from RefSeq and is a predicted model, not a curated record. The coding region runs from base 140 to 607 and encodes 155 amino acids. The transcript has 4 exons. NCBI's taxonomy places the organism in Eukaryota, Metazoa, Chordata, Actinopteri, Cypriniformes, Cyprinidae.
UGAUAAAUUAAAAAAUAUAUAUAUAUUUAAUAUUACUGAAAAUUAUUAUUCUGUUGCUCUCAUAAAGGAGCAAUAGAUAUUGUUCUCUUGUCCAGCGUUAAAUAAGCCUUUGCCAAAGAACAAAACAUUAUUUUGGGAAAUGGGCAGCACUGCAAUGGAUCCUAAGAAGAAAGAUGAGAAGAAAAAUUCAAGAAAAAGGAGAUCGCUUCGGAUAAACGUGCCCGACUUGAGCUCCUUCGCCAUGCCGUUCCUGGAAGGAGAUGCAGAACAUGCCAAGGAGGGGGAGCUUAGCUGCCGUUCAGCCAGCCCGAGCAAAAACUUCUUCAGCCGGGGUCCGUUUAGUCGGCCCUCUAGCCCCAUGUCCGCUCCGGCCCGAUUCAGAAACAGCCCUGGAUCUCCCAAACCCGUCUUCCCCUACUCCUCCAACCACGACUCCUCGCCCAAGUGUUCACGUCGCCGCAGCUUCACCGGAAUCUUUCGCUCGUCCUCCAAAGACUCCACCAAUCCCUCCACAUCGCCUGUCAGCAUCAAACUUUUCUCUCGGGCCAGAAAAGGAGAGAAUAAGAGAGGAAAAGAAAAAGACAAUGAGAGCGAUAUCGAGCAUUGAAGCCCAUGAGGGAAAGGCUAAAGCGAGUCGGUGGCUCUUUUCUCCUUGACGCAUCCUCACUAAAUUUACGCCAUGAGCUCUGAGCCCCUGGAGCGCACGUUUACAAAGACUCACAGCUCGUCGCCAGGCAACGGUUAAAUAAACGGGUUCAGCAGCUGACAGGUGACUGUGAUGAGUGUGGCGGCGCGCAGCGGCCUUAUCUCAGCAGUGACUGUCACACAUGUAUGUGUUCAUCUGUGUGACACCAUGCCCUCUAUAGUGACCAAAUAAGGCUAUUUCCUCUUUUACCACCAUCUAUGGGGAAAAACAGUGCAUGUUAUGAAUAUCUGUGACCAGAAUUUUAUGUUUAAUAUUUCAUAUACUACUGAAAAAUAGACUGGACAAUCAGGGGCGGUUCUAGGGUGGAUACACGGGAUACACUUUAAAAAUAUAUUUUUAAAAGUUACAUUGG